AGGAGGAGACUUGGAGGCGCUCCAGUGAGCCAGUAGGGCAAUCGGUGUCAUGAACCUCCUGGCCGGAGGCGGCAGCAGCGGGCGGCGGAGCCGGUACAGUGUAACAGCGGCGGCGAACUACAGUGUAGCCAGCCGGUCCGGUACAAUGUAGCGGCAGCCAGGUGGGAUGCUAUGGAGUACGAUGAGAAGCUAGUUCGAUUCCGGCAGGCCCACCUCAACCCCUUCAACAAGCACCUUGGACCAAGGCAUCAUGAACAGGAACCCAACGAGAAGGCCCAGGAAGUCACUUCUGAAGACACUCUGCCUGAGCUGCCCGCAGGGGAGCCUGAGUUCUGCUACUCCGAGCGCAUGAUGGAUCUUGGCCUGUCUGAGGACCACUUUUCCCGCCCUGUGGGUCUCUUCCUGGCCUCUGAUGUCCAGCAGCUGCGGCAGGCGAUCGAAGAAUGCAAGCAGGUGAUUCUAGAGCUGCCCGAGCAGUCAGAGAAGCAGAAAGACGCCGUGGUGAGGCUGAUCCACCUCCGGCUGAAGCUCCAGGAGCUGAAGGACCCCAAUGAGGAGGAACCCAACAUCCAGGUUCUCCUAGAGCAUCGCUUCUACAAGGAGAAGAGCAAGAGCGUCAAACAAACCUGCGACAAGUGCAAUACCAUCAUCUGGGGCCUCAUCCAGACCUGGUACACCUGCACAGGGUGUUAUUACCGCUGCCACAGCAAGUGCUUGAACCUCAUCUCCAGACCAUGUGUCAGCUCCAAGGUCAGUCACCAGGCUGAGUACGAGCUGAACAUCUGCCCCGAGACUGGGCUGGACAGCCAGGACUACCGCUGCGCGGAGUGCCGCGCUCCCAUCUCUCUCCGAGGUGUGCCUAGUGAAGCCCGGCAGUGUGACUACACCGGCCAGUACUACUGCAGCCACUGCCACUGGAACGACUUGGCCGUUAUCCCUGCCAGAGUAGUACACAACUGGGACUUUGAACCACGCAAGGUGUCCCGUUGCAGCAUGCGUUACUUGGCACUGAUGGUGUCUCGGCCAGUGCUCCGGCUCCGGGAGAUUAACCCCUUGCUGUUUAACUAUGUGGAAGAACUGGUGGAGAUCCGGAAGCUGCGCCAGGACAUCCUGCUCAUGAAGCCAUACUUUAUCACCUGCAAGGAGGCCAUGGAGGCACGACUGCUGCUGCAGCUCCAAGACCGACAGCAUUUUGUGGAGAACGAUGAGAUGUACUCCAUCCAGGACCUCUUGGAGGUGCACAUGGGUCGCCUCAGCUGCUCGCUAACUGAGAUCCACACGCUCUUCGCCAAGCACAUCAAACUAGACUGUGAGCGGUGCCAAGCCAAGGGGUUCGUCUGCGAACUCUGCAAAGAAGGUGACGUGCUGUUCCCGUUCGACAGCCAUACAUCUGUGUGCAACGACUGUUCAGCUGUCUUCCACAGGGACUGUUACUACGACAACUCGACCACGUGCCCCAAGUGUGCCCGACUCACCUUGAGAAAGCAGUCGCUAUUCCAGGAGCCUGGUCUGGACGUGGAUGCCUAGAACACUUGAAAAGGACGCCGGGCACCAUAUCUGCCCCUCCGGCUGUCGCCUGCUGGCCUUGCCCACCAGAUGUGCAUUUGACUCUGGAGACCCCUGAGUGCAUCCUCUUGGCCUCUUCGACUCUUUCGGGCCAGAAGGAAGUGACUGGUGGCCACCAGGACUCAUUCCUCAGGUGCUUGCUGAGACUUGGAGCGCGCAUACCUGGCUGUUUAAUGGGCGUGCUGCUAUAAGGGGUCAACGUGCCCCAUCGUAGGACUCCUUAGGCAGAGGCGCCUGGGCGUGACUCUCCAGGAAAGUGGGGGAGUCACUCUCCUAUGGCACAGAACCCUCCAGGCCUUUAAAACCAAUCCUUCUGCACCAUAGAGAUGGCCUUGUUCCUGUCUAGGACACCCUUACAACUCGUCAGAAACUUCAGUGUGAUCGGAGGAUGCCUCCUGACUGAGUUUUAUCUCUGCUGAGGAAGACUUAGGUUCUCAGAGGCUCCCAACUCUCUUAGUACCUUGUCUCCUUAGGGACGCCCUGCUUUCUCUGACUGGGGCUGUUCACAACAGUGUCCCAUGGGCCCUGCCCAGCAUCCUGAGAGUCCUCCUCACCAUCCUUAAUCUGUCAGUCACAUGUGCUGCCCCACCCCUUUUGUACAAUAGGGAGGGAAGGGGUCUGCGGUGAUGCUCUUGGCAGACGCACCUGCUUCUGCCACAGUCUAGUCCACUUUAUCCUGGUGCUCUGAGCUGGGCAGCUAGGGACCCAGCCUAAGGAAGAAAGUUCAGCCUUCAGUUCCCGUAGGUGGGACUGUAUCCAGGGAGGAGGUUCUAGGCCAGCUGAGCCUAUCAGUCAUCCUUGGCCUGUGUGACAUUUGGGAGAUUAAAGUUUCCCACAGAGGGCUCUGCUCUGCUGCUGCAGUGCUCUGCUUGAAGGCAACCAGUUGCUGGGUGGUGACAUAGGGAGCCUGAGGCCAAGAGCUGGGAAUAUUUGCUAGCCCCGACAGGAGGUCCAUGGUCCCUGCAGAAAGGUCCAGGCUUUGAAGGGGAAAGGACCUACACCUCCCAUGAGGCACGUUUCACCUCCGUGCACACCCCCCAUAAAUCCUACAGGGGAAGAUGUGUGGAGAUGCUCUGUCUGUCUUCCUGGGAAGCAGGAGUUGAUUGCAUCAGCCCCUUGCUCCUUGCCGGUGAAUCGCUGUUGACACACAAAAGCAUGGUGGGCAGAGGCCAGGGCGUGUCACAACGUGGAUUUCCUUCACCUUUAAUGUGGCACAAGAAGGGACUCCUCCACUGCCCAGUCGAAGCUCAGCUUACUCUCAAGUUCGAGGAAUGGAUGGACAGACACACCGCCACCUCCUCCUCACUCCUCUUUUCCAUCAGGUGGCUUCACUCAUGCUGUCUUUUCUGUUUCAGUUCCCCCAUCUGGGAAAUGUUGGGAAAGUGGAGCUGACCUGCCUCAGGGUGAAAGGUCAGGAGUCCUUUGUGUGUGAUGUGGAUCAAUAGCGGUCCCCCUGUCUCGCUUCCCCUUUGGCGUUAAAGAGGGUCUUAAAACCAAAUGCCGUUCCCCACACCCCCAAGUCUGUGUUCCCUGCCAUUGUAUCCCAUCUGUCCUGAGGCUGUUGGCCCUUCCUGAGCCUCCUGUGUAAUCAACAUCACGUUUCCAACUAUAAACCAUAGUGUCUAAAGAAAA
Molecule: messenger RNA, 3198 nt
Organism: Rattus rattus (black rat)
Lineage: Eukaryota; Metazoa; Chordata; Mammalia; Rodentia; Muridae
Gene: Def8
Product: differentially expressed in FDCP 8 homolog
Exons: 12
Coding region: 172-1527 (451 amino acids)
Source: RefSeq, a predicted model, not a curated record